Symbiodinium sp. CCMP2456 is the source of this 2076-nucleotide messenger RNA. The record is from the annotation of a GenBank genome assembly. NCBI's taxonomy places the organism in Eukaryota, Dinophyceae, Suessiales, Symbiodiniaceae.
AUGGGCUGCGCACAGGGCGUCGUGUCCAAUCCGGUACAGCCCGCGGCCAUGGAACCCAACAAGCCCAUCGAGCCUGUGCAUCAACAUUCGGAGACCUCCUUGUCGCAGCCGUCGGGCAGCUUGAAGCAGUCCUCGACUCCUCUCGAACGAAAGGUGAGCAGCGAUGGCUCGCCGAUUGUCAUGGGGAAGUACAAGAUGAGCAUGACCAAGCAGGACCUGAUGGGCGAAGGGACCUCGAGCAUCUGCCGAAAAGGCGUCUGCAUGGAGACCGGCACCGAAGUGGCCAUCAAAGUCUACAAGGCUUUGAAGGAGACCCACAAGGGCGAGGACGUGCGCCUGCAGAAGUUCCGCAGGCAGAUCAGCGUCCUGAAGAUGUUGCAGGAGCCCUUCGGCACCGUGUCGGACGAGACACUCUGGCACCCGCAGCUCGCAGCGACGAAGCCUUCCAAGCUCUUCAUGUCGCUUCUGGACUACAGCAAGGACAAGAGUGGAACUCCAGCUCCGGAUCCGACAGACGGGGUGAUGUACGUGAUCACCGAGCUGGCUCAGUACAGCUUGAAGGACUAUUUGGCACUGCGGAGAGACCAGGGCAAGAGCCUCUCGCGAGGAGCGGUGAAGAACAUCAGCAAGGCGAUCAUCCUCGUCGUCGCGGGUCUACAUGCCAAAGGGCUUGUGCACCUCGACCUGAAGCCAGAGAAUUUGAUGAUGUUCAAUGGCCGGCUGAAGCUCAUCGACGUCGACGGGUGCGUCCCCUGCGGCAGCGAGGUCUCCAUCCAGGACUCCUCCAUCUCCUUUUCGCCAUGCUACUGUGCGCCCGAGUGGGCCCGGUUCCUCAUCGAGGAGACGGAGUCCAAGAUCACGGUGAGGCCGCACUUGGACGUCUGGAGCGUGGGGAUGACCAUCUGCGAGCUGGCCACCUUGGACGCCGUGCUGAAGCCCAUGUACGCCAACUUCUUGCGGAACGGCCACUCCCACCGAGAGGCUGGAUUCUUGUUCAUGGACUGGCUUGGCUCCAUCGCCAAGGCACCCAUUCCCAAGAGUAUUGAGCGGUUCGAUCCAGCCUUCCAUCAGAUGUUGAUCGGCUCUCUGCUGGUGUGCGAUCACACCAAGAGGAAGACCUUGGCCCAGUGUCUGUCGGACAGCUACUUGGAGUCCGACAAGGAGAAGGUGGCCAAGGACGCGUCGGCCGUGGAGCACAGCCAUUCGGAGGCGCCGCCGCUGCCGGUGCACGAGAAGGUGGACCGCACCACGCGGAACCGGAUCGAGGACACCUCCAGCAAGGCGCCCCUCUACAAGGGCACCUUGUGGAAGCUGAACACCGACGGCAAUCCGCAGGACCCAACCCAUUGGCUGAAGCGCGACAUGUGGGUGGCCUUCAAUGGCUCCCUGUGUUACUUCAGCAUCAAGGAGAACAAGCGCUUGGUCCUCGUGGAUGGAUCGAAGCUUACCGGCGCCAAGGUGACCCCGCUCGUCGGCGCGGCGCGCGAGUACGCCUUCAGGUUGCAGUGCUACACCCACGACGAGCAUGAGAAGGACGUGAACAUGUGCUUCUCUGCGGAGUCUCCUGAAGAGUACACGAAGUGGACAGGGCUUCUGAUGCACACCGCUAACAUGGACGGUGCGAUCCAGACCAUGCGCCUGGGCGGGGACGUCGCUGCCGAGAUCAAGCAGUUCAGGCUAAAUGUGAAGAAUCGUCGAAUGAAGGUCGGCGAGGACAAGAAGGAUCAGUUCGCCCCGGUCUUCAAAGCGAAGCUUUGGAAGGUCAAGGCGGAGGGCGACCGACGGAAGGAGGAAGAUUGGUUCGAGCGCGAGAUGUGGAUUGCGAAGAACGGCAGUCUCGUCUAUUGGAGCAAGAAGGAGGAUCGCGACCUGGUCUACUACACCUCCGAUGAUAUCGCACGCGCGACCAUCGCGCUGAUCCCCAACGACGAUAGCUUCAUCCCCUGGGCUUUCCAGGUCCACCUUCCCCCGAUUGGAGAGGUGGAGUUCACACCCGGCGAGUUUGCCGCCGAAUCCGAGGCGAUGCGGGACUGUUGGAUCGAGGAGCUGAAGGAAAGGGUGGCUGAUCCAAGAUGA